This is a messenger RNA of Chlamydomonas reinhardtii, 3018 nucleotides long. RefSeq lists its product as uncharacterized. NCBI's taxonomy places the organism in Eukaryota, Viridiplantae, Chlorophyta, Chlorophyceae, Chlamydomonadales, Chlamydomonadaceae. The coding region runs from base 163 to 2109 and encodes 648 amino acids. The record is from RefSeq and is a predicted model, not a curated record. The transcript has 8 exons.
CUUUGGCAGCGAUAUGUAUCACUUGUACCUAUGCAUCAGCCGCUCAGUGUGAGCCGCGACGUCGGGCACGCUUCAGCACGCUUUUCACAACGCGUGGCAGUUACUCUCUUGUAUUACGACUAAGAGCACCCACCAUUAGCGUCAGCACGCUUUGAAGCUGCAAUGUCGGGCUGGCCUCCCGACGCCCUCCACCCGCCCUUACCAGGGCCCAGUGGUAGCGCCCACGCCGAUGAGGCAAACACCAUCCAACUCUCGCCCGUUGCUGUGGCGCUCGCUGGUGCCGUGCUGCUAAUUAAUGGCGCCAUUUCAUUGCGCUUCAAGCUGGGCCUGCACAGCCAGCUACUGAUUGCGUCCGUCAGGAUGGUUGUGCAGCUGUCCAUCCUGGGCUACAUGCUGGUGCCCAUAUUCAACUACGACAGGUGGUGGCUGGUGCUGCUGUACGGGUGCUUCAUGCUCAUGAUCGCCUCGCUGGAGGCGGUGCAGCGGCCCGGAUACAGCUUCAAGGGCAUGCUGGGCCACACGGUGCUGGCCAUGGCCUCCAGCUCGGGCUGCCUGCUGGGCUACCUGGUGCUGGUGGUGCUGGCGGUGCGGCCGGUGUGGGAGGCGCAGUACGUCAUACCGCUGCUGGGCAUGCUGCUGGGCAACGCCACCAGCUCCAUCAGUGUGGGCCUGGCCACAUUGCUGGAGGACCUGUCAGCCAACCGGGCGGUGAUAGAGCACCUGCUGGCGCUGGGCGCCAACCGCUACGAGGCGACUGACGCGGCCGUGAAGAAGGCGCUCAAGGUGUCCAUGACGCCGCUGCUCAACCAGAUGAGUGUCAUGGGCGUGGUGUCCAUCCCCGGCAUGAUGACCGGGCAGAUCCUGGCGGGCGGCGACCCGGCGCAGGCGGCUCGCUACCAGAUGGUCAUCAUGUUCGUCAUCGGCGGCGCCACGUGCCUAGCUUCCGUCACCUCCGUGUACCUCGCCGUACUGCACGUGGUGGACGCCACGCACACGUUCCGAGCCGAGCGCCUGAUCAGGAAACAGAAGCCGGCGGCGGCGGCAGGGGGCGGCGGCGGCGGCGGCGCGCUGGCGGCGCUCGGCGGCAUGGCGGCGGAGGCGGCGGCCGCGGCGCGAGCGGGCUGGGCCACGGCGCAGCGCAAGGGCGCGGCCCUGGGCAGCUGCCUGGCAGCUGCGUGCUGCUGUUGCUUGUGCCCGCCAGCGUCUGCUUCGGCGGCGCCGGCGCGAUGGCGGCGGGCGCCGGCGCAGGGCCGGCGGCAGGGGCGCGGCAAGGGCGGUGUCGGUGGCAGUGGCGGCCUAGAGUCGGUGGGGGAAGGGGACGAGGAGGACGAGGAGCGCUGGGCGGGUGACACGCUGCCCGUGUCAUCUGGGGCGCACGGCGGCGCCGCUUUGCCUUCCUCGCCUGCGUCGCCCUUUGCACCGCUGUCGGGUCGCCGGGCCUGGGCGCGCGGAGCCACUCAGACGCCAGGCAAUGCCAGCAACAGCAGUUACGGUGCGGGUCCUGGAGGCAGCGGCUGGCUGGCACGUGUCAGUUGGGCCAGUGACGCUGUGGGUCGCAUGCGCGGCAGCGCCGGAGCUGGACUCAGCGGCAGCGGCGGCGGCGGCAGCGGGCACCUGAGCGCGGCGGCGGCGGGGGCUCACUCGCUGACGCCGCAUGACCGGCUGCUGAGUGCGGAGAGCGUGCUGUCAGGGAGCGCGGACGAGGGCAGCGUGCAUGGGGCAGGGAGAGGCGGAGGCGGGGCGGGAGGCGGGGGUCUCGCGUCGCCUUGGUCGCCGAGGUCAGAGGCGGCGGGGGACGAGGAGGCGGGCGGCAGCGCGAGAGGCGGGAGCGCGUUCGGCGCUCCGGGCGGAGGAGGAGGCGGGUCAGCAGGGGGAGGCGGCGGGGCGGGGGAUGAGCUGGCGGCGCCCCUGUUGGGGGGCCAGGCGACGGGCCCGGGAGGAGGCGCGGGAGGCGGCGGGGGCGGUGGCAUGGUGGGCACGGCGAUGGCGGUGGGCGGCUGGCUGGGGUCCCGGGCGUCUGCGGGGCUAGGGUUGGCGUGGGACGCGUACGGCAGGUGGCGGGGCGGAGGGGCGGCAGCGGGGGCGAGCCGCGCAGGCGGUACGGGCUGAGCGGCGCGGCAGCGCAUGUGGGCGCCGGCGGAGCGGCUGAAUGAGCUGAGCUGCGAGUAGGCCGCGCCAGGACUGAUCGGGUCAGGGGUGGUACCCGUGGGUGGUACCCGUGGUGGGGUUUAUUGACUGGCCGUCCACCCGGGUUCGUUCGUUAAACUGUUGGCCUGCGGUAGCGGUGGGAGGGCGGACAUGGCUGGGCGUGGCUGUGGCCAGCACAGCCCGAGGAAUGCAGUACAAGGCGCUUGUGCCCGGGACCUGGGGAACAGUCCGGCCACUGGCGACUAUCGGAUGUACCGUAUUAUGACGGUUGUGGGGCCCAGCAGGAUUGGUCGGUUGGGGGCAUCGGGCACAGCAGGAUUGCAGCCGUGGGGCGAAUCAUCCGGGGCAGCAGGAGUGCAACCGUGGGGGCGCAGGGGGCAGCACCGCAGCAGGUUUGCGUAGCUGAGGUCACUCCGGGCAGCAGGAUUGCGUCCAUGGCAAAACAGAGCAUUGUGGGAGGGUUGUGCCUAGUUGUGUGGGCUGGCGGGAGCAGAGUCCAUUCCCAGGCCUGGGGGUGGCCAGCUAAACCCGCGGAGACUGGCUUCAUCGAUGCACCUUCGCGUUAAGCUAAAACGCCACGAAGUCUCCCGAAACGCGCCACUGGGCGCGCCGCUGUGGAGCAAAACGCACACUUCACAACUGCAAUGCCGUUUCAUGGUCGAUGUCCGCCGCGGAUUUUUCCAUUUCUGCUCCCGGGCCGCUUUUCGUGCUUCAAAGCUCAAUCGACCGCUUUUUGACAAGCUAGCUGGAGGCGUUGACGGGAGGUCGGGGCAUGGUGUGGAGGCCGCGGGGGAAUCGUGCACCCGUGCACGUGCUCAUGCACGGCUCGCCGCGUCGGGAUCGGGUCGUGUACAGGUGAUCACCCGGAUA